This is a messenger RNA of Saccharomyces cerevisiae S288C, 1287 nucleotides long. It is a transcript of the gene REC114, whose product is annotated as Rec114p. The coding region runs from base 1 to 1287 and encodes 428 amino acids. The record is from RefSeq and is marked reviewed. The transcript is spliced from 2 exons. Gene Ontology annotation, cellular component: chromosome; nucleus. Gene Ontology annotation, biological process: reciprocal meiotic recombination. Lineage: Eukaryota; Fungi; Ascomycota; Saccharomycetes; Saccharomycetales; Saccharomycetaceae.
AUGUACGAGUACUGCUCAGUUGUAAUAAAGAAAUACUCCAAGUAUACAAUUCCCUCCUUCGCUCCAAAUGGUUUUCAAUCAAUGCUUGAGCCUCCUCAGAUAGACAAGUGGCAACACCUUUCCGCUAACUGCACUCUCCAAUUUCGGGUUCUUCUAAUGGACUCUAGACAAAUUCUGAUCAAUGUGGUUCUCAAUAAUUCAACACUUCUCGAAAAUAUUCGCCUGCCGCUGGGGGAUAAUCAAGAUUUAAUACAAUUUUCAUGUAAAAGCCCCAUAAUCUCUUGUAAAUAUAUCUCCGAAGAAUUCGGACCCAGAAUGUUAAGGAGGUUUCAGAUGAAUUUGCCAAAUGACGUUGAGUUCAACAGGACUGUAGUUUCUUUAAAGAACCUUAAUUUUGUUUUAAGGACAGCUAGGACAUCAAUAGCCCAGAGUACAAUAACAAGCCAGGUGCAAGGCAAUAAUAACGGUACAAAGGUCUGUUUCACAGAAGGUCCAAAAGUUAGUAGCUACACAAAUCCGAACACGCAAUUUCAAACUCAAAACAUGAUUAUGGAUUUCAGUCAACGUUAUCAGGAAGAAUCUGAAAGAGAGUCAAAUAAUCGUUCAAAUAUAACUUUACCACACGACAGCAUUCAAAUAGCUCAACAAAUAUGGCCAAACACGGAUUUAAAUGUAGUACAAUCUUCACAAGACCUCAACACUCCAAUGGCUACGCAAACUGUUUUGGGUCGUCCUGAGUCGCUAAUUGUACAGCCAUUGGAGGUUUCUCAAUCUCCACCAAACACUACCAACUGCCUUCCUAAUGCAGAAAACAAAAAGAAAAAAGUCGACACCACUUCUGAUUUUACUUCAAGAAAGGAGAUUGCUCUGUGUAAAACUGGUUUAUUAGAAACUAUUCAUAUACCAAAGGAAAGGGAAAGUCAGAUGCAAAGCGUCACUGGUUUAGAUGCAACACCAACGAUUAUAUGGAGCCCCGGGAAAGACAACACGGCGAAGAAAAAUACCAGUAAUAAGAAAAAUAUUGAUGAUAAACUAACAAACCCCCAAAAAUCUGGAAAUACACAUACCCCUGAUAGAAAUAAAGAAGUGCUACCUAACGGCACACUUAAUGAAACGAGGAAAGAAGCAUCGCCAAGCGAAGGAUUAACGAUAAGAGUUAAAAACGUUAAUCGGAAUGCGUCAAGAAAAAUAUCUAAGCGGCUAAUCAAGGAAAAGUUGAAAGACGAAGAAUUCAUGAAAUGGGUUAAUAAGGUUGAAACGGUUCUCAAUAAAAUGUUCGAAAAGUGA